CAUGCAUCUACUUUCCCCUUUUUCUUUCUUUAUUUAUUUCAAUCUUAUAGGUGAGCAUUAGAAAACAUAAAAGAAAAGGGAAAAAGAAGGGCGGAGGGUGUCUUGUGACCCCAUUCCAAAGGCAGCAAAAAGGAAGGUUAGGAAAAAUGAACAGAACAGAUGUUAAAGAGGAGAGAACACUUGAACAAAAGUUAGCAGAGGAAAGCUGUCAAUACCACUGCCCCCCUCCCUCCUUUUCCUUUUAAAAAGAUCAUCAAAACCCUCUUCAAAGCCCACAAAAAUCAGUAGGAAAAGAAAAAUAAAAUAAAAAAACACAGUUCAGAAACAGCAAGCACAAGAUCUGAAACAAAACCCAUCAACAGAAGUAGAGAGAACAACUGAGAGGAAGAAGUAGAAAGGAAGGAAGAAAGUGAGAAGAAUAACUCUUGAACAACAUGAGAGGCAGAGAAAGCAAAGGCCCUCUUUCAACAGAUCUCUUGGUCUGUUUUCCUGCCAGAGCCCAUCUGACACUAUUGCCCAAGCCCAUCUGCAGUCCAGCGCGGCCAUCGGAUUCCAGUAAACGCCACCACCAAAACCACAAUCACAACCAGCAUCAGCACCAGAACCAGCACCAGACCAACCACCACCUCAGAAAAUUGAGCAGCAGAGGUGGUGGGGGUGGCCAUGCCAGCCCUCUCUUAUGGUCCAAAACAAAGCCUGUAGGCCCGGAUAUCUCCGAGCCCACAUCGCCGAAAGUCACAUGCGCCGGACAGAUCAAAGUCCGGCCCAAGGCCUCGUGUAAGAAUUGGCAAUCAGUCAUGGAAGAGAUAGAGAAACUUCACAACGACAGAAAACAGAAGAAGAAAUCAUCCAGUUGGGCUGAAGCACUCGGAUUCAAGAAAGAUACAAUGCAAUUCUUGACCUGUUUAAGGAGAAUCCGAUUCGAUUUCCGGUGUUUCGGUUCGUUCCCUACCUCAGACCUGACUUCUGACGAAGAAGAAGAAGGUGACGAGGAAGUCGAAGAAUAUCCGAAAAAAGAAAGCGGGGAGGUGGGAAAAAUUGAUGAGGAUGAGAAUUCAAGUACAGUCUUCUCCAAAUGGUUCAUGGUCUUGCAACAAGAGAAAAACAUUCCGUUUGCUACUAAGGAACAGAGUGAACAGAGGAAACAGAGUGAGGAAUAUUCUGACAAGGAAGAGCCUACUGUCGCACCAUGUGGUCCACCACCAAAUGCCCUUUUGCUGAUGCGGUGCAGGUCUGCUCCUGCCAAAAGUUGGUUAGAGGAGAGAGAAGAGGAAGAAAGAGAAAAUCAAGAAGAAGAAAAGAAAGAAAAAUUGGAGGUGAAGAAGGAAGCGAAGAGGAGUAGGAGCUUGGCAGUGGUGAUGAGGUGUGAUACUGAUUUCUACAAUUUUUCGCCGGAUAACAUCGCAAAGGAAACUUGGGUUGUUGGUGGUUUGAGGGAUGCAAUAUCAAGGAGUCGAAGUUGGAAGCGAUAAUACCCAAAAUUCGGUUCGAGCAUGAGUGUUAU
Messenger RNA from Rhododendron vialii, 1504 nucleotides. RefSeq lists its product as uncharacterized. Lineage: Eukaryota; Viridiplantae; Streptophyta; Magnoliopsida; Ericales; Ericaceae. The record is from RefSeq and is a predicted model, not a curated record. The transcript has a single exon. The coding region runs from base 435 to 1472 and encodes 345 amino acids.